GGACCUGCAAUUCGCCACGACCUACAAGCACUCUAGCCUAAGCCAUCUCUGUGCCACUGCCAGAAGUUGUCUCUCCUCUGACAUUGCAGUGACUGCCCAACUUUCCCCACUGCCCAACAACUCGUAAUGUGCCGAUUCGUAAUUUACAAAGGGACUUCGCCCGUUCAGCUGUCUCAUCUGUUGACUCGCCCGUGCCAUUCGAUCAUAAACCAGGCAUUUGACUCCCGGUUACGCCUUGAUCACCGUCGACCAAUCAACGGCGAUGGCUUCGGCGUGGGCUGGUAUGACGCAGUUCACGAUGAAGAGCUUGGGAGUCAACCUUGUGUCUUUACAUCGGUCACUCCGGCCUGGAACAAUGCCAAUCUCAUAAGGCUGGCAGAGAAGAUCAAGUCACCUCUAGUCUUUGGACAUGUGCGUGCUACGACGGCUGGCUCCCUUUCAUUGGACAAUUGUCAUCCAUUCGUGUUCGGCAAAGUCAUGUUCAUGCACAAUGGUGGUAUCGCUGAGUUCCCAAAGCUAAAGCGACGGCUGCAAGUCGACCUCCCCGACGAGAUAUUCAACACUGUGCAGGGCAAUACUGACUCUGAGUGGGCGUUUGCCUUGUAUCUCUCAAAGCUCCCCGAUCCCAACGCCAAAACAUUUACCCCAAAUGUUCUGAAGCAGGCAAUGUUUGAUACCAUUGCUUCUCUGAAUUCAUAUGCCGAAGCAUUUGGCAUCACUGAGCCGAGUUUGAUGAAUUUUUGUGUAACGGAUGGUGCAUCUGUAGUUGCAACCCGGUACAUAUCUUCGCGCCAAGAAGAAGCUGCUUCAUUGUGGUAUUCUUCUGGCACAACAUUCAGCGAAUAUGCCAAAGGCGGUCAUUACAAGAUGUCGAAGGCAGAUAAGAGGGAGAAUAUUAUCAUGGUUGCUAGCGAACCAUUGACGUUCGAAAAGGCAGACUGGCGCGAAGUUCGGACCAAUAACAUGAUCGUCAUCACUCCGAAGAUGAAUCUCUUGCAAAUUCCCAUUCUAGACAAGUUCUACGUGCCGCCAACAGACCCGGCGUCUUUGAACCGUGGAACAGAGUUUGCGGCAGCAAAGGGCCUCCUGAGCCCCCGGAGUGGUCUGAGACCUGUGGAAGGGACACUGGCAGCGCCACCAAUCAGUGUCUGAGCUUCUUUGAUUGUGUCAAUACUCUACAUAGUUGAUGAUAUCGUAUAUUCCUUUUAAAGGUCUAGUUUUGUAUUUAAUGAUAAUACACGGAUUGAAAGCCC
Molecule: messenger RNA, 1253 nt
Organism: Coniophora puteana RWD-64-598 SS2
Lineage: Eukaryota; Fungi; Basidiomycota; Agaricomycetes; Boletales; Coniophoraceae
Product: N-terminal nucleophile aminohydrolase
Exons: 12
Coding region: 127-1152 (341 amino acids)
Source: RefSeq, a predicted model, not a curated record